CUCGAACAUCGACCAGCGAAUUAUCAGAGCUGCAAGUCUUACUUGCCCUCUCUUUUUCACACCCAAAAGAUGUGAACUUCCAAACCUCCAUUUAUAAACACCACACAUCACCAAUGACUCCUGAAAGCAAUGAACAAUGAUUCUACAUCAGUAUCGGGCCCACCGGCAACCUCCCCUCACGUCAGAAGUGGGAGCUCGAGCCGACGACGUCGUUCCAAGACCCCGGCUCAGAGAAGAGCUUACGAGCAAAUGAGAAAGAAAUAUGAGUUGGCAAGUUCGUUGAUGACGAAUCUUGACUUUGCGGUUUAUUGCCAACUCUGCGUGUUGUAUUAUAUGGAGUAUGACAUUCACCCCAAUCUCUAUGAUUCCCGAAGCUAACGUUCUCGAAGCUGCUCAUUCUUUCAACUAUGCAUGCGUGCCCUAACUCAAUUUGUUAUUCUUACGCCAAAGCCGAAGAACGUUAGACAACCUCCCCAAAACUCCUCUCUGGUCAUCAUGUUACUGGGCACGAAUAUUCUUUGUAUAUUUCUACAUCUUUUCCUUGCGCCAUCAGGAUCUAGUGAGGAGAUGAGGGGCUAUCUACAUGGAGGGAUAAUCAUCGACCUUAUUGGCCAGAAAGGUCCUUCAUCGAGGCUGAAACUGGCAGUUUUCGAUUUGCUUGUAUUGACGUUACAGUCUAUAUUAUUUACAAUACACUUGGAUAGAGAGAAGCUUGACAAGUUUCUUACGGUUUAUGGGCAAAAGACUACGGAGGCGCAAAUUCCCCCUUCUACACAAGAUUAUGACGCGGAGGAACGAGGGGUACUAAGAGAUUCUGUUGCGGGGCUGGGGGACAUUGAAAUGCAACAGCUGAAUUCCGCAGGAGCUGCCUCUCGCCCAUAUGUCCAAGAAUCCAUCACUGAAGCGGAGGAGGGAAACGAACGAGAAGGGUUGCUAGCUGAGCCAGUAAAUACAGAGUCGGAUGAUGCACCGUUGGAUAUUUUUUGGACGGGGACGGCUGUUAUAGGAGAGUUUAGUGUUUUAGAUACCCUUCGCAAUCAGUUGGCAGUUUCAGGGACCGCGUCUGGGUCGUUACGGCCACAUGGUUUAUCUGCUAAUGUCGCCGAGCUUACGGCCAGGAAUCCGAGGCUAAAUUUCAUAGCUCGAAGAUUUCAGCGUAACAUGUAAUAAGACAUGAAUGCACGAACAAAAGUUCAGCACAUAGUGUUAAGAAAUGGAUACGUAAUGUAUAUAUAGCAUGUUACUCUACUGAUAAGUGUGGAACAGUU
Molecule: messenger RNA, 1268 nt
Organism: Sclerotinia trifoliorum
Lineage: Eukaryota; Fungi; Ascomycota; Leotiomycetes; Helotiales; Sclerotiniaceae
Source: the annotation of a GenBank genome assembly